GGCGUGUGUGACAGGAGAGAGCCGGCAGUUGGGGAGGUCAAAUUUGGACCAGAGGAGUUCUUCCCCGUCAGCCAACUCUCAGGCAAAAGGGAAAGCUGACAAGAUGCUGGUGCCAGUUUCUGUUCUGCUCUUGCAGAGUGGUUUUCCCCCAGGAGGUGCCCUCUGCAGCAUUGCCCCAAAACUCCCCAUCAUCCCCGCCUCCCCCUCAAUGUAUUAGUUAUUAGGAAAGGCAUCCUGUCUCCCCAGGGACCCCAUGCAGCUGCACAGGGGGUAACCCCUUAAGAGCCUUAUGGGGAAGUUCGGGAGAGGAAGGGGGACUGAGCCCAACUCACCCAGUGAGGCCCUUGAAUCUGGGUCUCUCCAGUCCUGGUCCAACUUUCCACUCCAUAUAGAUUGAUUAGAUUAAUAACACAAUCCCACCUUUCCUCCUGCUCAUCCUGCUCCCUCCCCCAUCUGUUAGCUAGGGUUGCAUAUCCUACUUUUUGUAGUAUUUUAUUUGUAUAUUAUCUUUUUAAUAUUGUAAGCCAUCCAAAGUUACCCUGUGGUAAGAUGGAUGGCCAGUAAAUUUAAUAAAUAAAUAGGUCACCUGUAUAGAUCUCGGUUAGGAACACCAAAAACUAAAGGUGUCUUUGGGGGAAUGCAGAGGGUCCAUGUGCUAACUGGCAGUCCAAAUCACAUUUUGCCCUUUUGUAUCUGGAUCCCUACAUAAAGGCAGUGAUAUAACACCCUUUGCAUAAAAUAGGAAGAUUCUCAGUUGAGCUGUGCAACUGAGAUAAAUCCUUAAGUUUGGCUUCUUGAAUUCAUUCUGCCAAAUAUACAUGGGGUUGGGAAAACCUACUCUGAUGAUGCAGGAAGUCUAAUAAGGCCAAAGGGAAGAAGCUGUGCAUCAUUACGCAAAAUGCAGUGUUCCCACCACUGUGAGCACCUACUGGAAAGUCUGAACAGGCAGCGUGAAGUGGGCUUUCUUUGUGACUGCACCAUCAUUAUUGGUGAAUUCCAGUUCAAGGCUCAUCGAAAUGUUCUUGCAUCUUUUAGCGAAUACUUUUGGGCUAUUUACAGAGAUACUUCAGAGAGUAAUAUAUUUCUGGAUCAGAAUCAAGUGAAGGCUGAUGGAUUUCAGAAACUUUUGGAAUUCAUAUACACAGGAGAUUUAAACCUUGAUAGUUGGAAUGUUAAAGAAAUUCACCAGGCUGCCGACUAUCUUAAAGUGGAGGAAGUAGUCACUAAGUGUAAAAUAAAAAUGGAAGACUUUGCUUUUAUUGCUAAUCCUUCUUCUACAGAAACUUCUAGUAUCACUGGGAAUAUUGCAUUGAACCAACAGACUUGCCUGCUAACACUUCGUGACUACAAUAACCAGGAGAAAUCAGAUGCCCCUUCAGUGGAUAUAACUCAGUCUCCAGUCUUAACAGCAGCCUUGGAAAAAAAAUCAGUUCAAUCCAAAAAACGGAAAAAGGCCUUCAGUUCCCCCAAACACCCACCAAGCAAGCCAGUACAAUAUCCAGGUGAUGUUGCAGAAAACUCUGCCAUGGAGAUGUUUUUGGAUGCAAAUAAAUUGGCCACCGAGAUAACAGAACAGGCUGCUCAAGGAGGUGAUAAUUCCGAACUGCAACUUACCCCCGUGGUAGAGAGUGAAACUUUUGCUGCUCAAGAAAUCCUUGUGCAGGCUAUGGCUGUGAAGCCAAAAAAGGGCAAACCACAUCAAAAUUGUGCUCUGAAAGAGCACUGCUUAUCUAACAUCACUAGUGAUAAGAACUCCUAUCAGUUGGAGAGCUUGGGAGAAGACCUGGAUCAGAAAUACCCCAAGGCCAAGCCGGUGUGUAAUACAUGUGGGAAGGUAUUUUCUGAAUCUAGUAGCCUGAGACGGCACAUGCGGAUUCACAAGGGAGUCAAGCCGUAUGUGUGCCAGCUCUGCGGCAAGGCGUUUACACAGUGCAACCAGCUGAAAACGCAUGUAAGAACUCACACAGGUGAAAAGCCAUACAAAUGUGAACUCUGUGACAAAGGUUUUGUUCAAAAAUGCCAGCUUGUUUUCCAUAGCCGAAUGCAUCAUGGAGAGGAGAAACCAUACAAAUGUGACGCCUGCAAUCUGCAAUUUGCAACUUCAAGUAAUCUAAAAAUCCAUGCUAGGAAACACAGUGGAGAGAAGCCAUAUGUCUGUGAUCGAUGUGGACAGCGAUUUGCACAAGCAAGCACGUUGACUUACCAUGUGCGACGACACACAGGAGAAAAGCCUUAUGUCUGCGAUACAUGUGGGAAAACUUUUGCAGUUUCAAGUUCACUCAUCACUCACUCAAGAAAGCAUACAGGAGAGAAACCUUAUAUAUGUGGCAUUUGUGGCAAAAGCUUCAUUUCUUCAGGAGAACUUAACAAACACUUCCGGUCUCAUACAGGUGAAAGACCAUUUAUCUGUGAAUUGUGUGGAAAUUCCUAUACAGAUAUCAAGAACCUAAAGAAACAUAAAUUGAAAGUUCAUUCGGAUGUUUCAUUACCCGAACUAGAUAACAUCAUCAGUGCUGAUCCCGAGUAUCCUUUGGAUUCCAUUGCACUUGACCCUUCCUUCAGCGAGCAAGAUUCAAUUCCAAGUGAGAAAAGCCUUUUGCUGGAGUCUGCUGAUGUGAAGCCUUCAGACAUAUUGCCUCUGCCCAUUGGAACAGAGGACCAUCAGAUAUUGCUACCUGUCACAGAUGGUCAGUCUCCCCCAUCCGACACACUCCUGAGAUCUACCAUCACAGGAUAUUCAGAACCUCAGUUUAUUUUCCUCCAACAAUUGUACUGACAACUGUGAGUGAUGAAAACUCUAGGAAUGCAAGCAUCUCUUAUCAAAAGGAGCUGUGGAUAAGCUAGAUUUCAUCUCAGAUUAGGGACUUUGAGUGAUGCAUCUUUGCUUUGAGUUCAGCUUUUCUGUAAUAUUUUGUUAUUCUAGAACAAAGAUUGUGUAUUUUCACCUGAAAGAAUCAAGAUUGCAUUUUCUAGGAGAUAAAAAAAAGCUUUUGUUUUUCUUCAACAUCUGCCUUAAGAAUUCUAAACCAUUUAAUACGGGGAAGAUCCUUCAGUGUUCAUGCAGAAACUAAGCCAAGGUAUUCAAACUAAAAACAUUGAACUGAAAUAAGGGAGGAGUCUUUUUAAACUUUAAAUGACUUAGCUUUUGAAGUAAACAAACCCAACAAUAAUUGAAAGCAACUCUGAAAACAGCCAAUAUAGAUGCAGCAGCUGCCCAGUAUGUUCCAUGGAGUGUUGCAGAUACAACUGGAUGCCAGUGGACAAAAGAUGGGGAAGUUGUCCCAUUUCCAAGAUGUCAACUUUUCUGUCAUGGACAGUAAGGAUCUUGGGACAGAGGAUGCUAUCUGAAGAAGAUGCUGUUUCUCCAGAAGCAGAGAUAAAUUUGAAUGAGGGAUUAAGUCAUUGGAUAUAGAAAGCUGCAACAAUGAUUACUAUGUAGACCACUAGAUGAAUUUCUUGUCUAAAGAGAAAUUUGCAAAGUUGCCUAUAUCAGCUAAAUAGCCUGAUAAGUUAUUAUCAGUGAUUCUGCUAUGUAUUGGCUCCAUCGAUAAUGAAUAAUAUAAUUAUAAUGUCCUUGAAGUCAGAUUUCAGUUCUUAGGGAUAAAAUUCAAAGCUAGAAUCACCCAAAGUAAUUUUUUUCUGACUUGCUACCUAUUCUAUAUGGAUUCAGAUAGUCCGAUUACUUGGUUCCAGUUUCAGAUAUCCCGGGCUUGAAAACUUUGGAAUGGCUUGGUUACAAAUUUAAGAAAAGCUCUUCUGGUUUAUCAGUAUUCUUGCAAAAAUUAGUAGCUUUCUGAGAGGGUUGUUAGUUUGUUCUGUCAUGUUAGUUGUAGAAAAAGAAUUUUAUUUCUUCCACAGCUAUCAGAAAAAUGAAGGGGCUGGAAGAAGAAAUACCUAGAAUCCAUCUUUUCUCUGGGACGCUAUUUGAUCACUGCUGUGGAAAUAUUUGUGCUCACCCAGUUUAAAAUUUUGAGCGGUUCAUGCAUACCAAAUCAGUUUCUAAAUACAUAACUGAAUUCUGAUCAAUCCUUUCUGAUGGAUUAUAAAAUCUUUGCACAACAAGAGCUGCCCCAAACCCUAUGUAAUAUCCACACUGAUCAUUUCUAUACUGCUAAAGGCAUGUUGGGUUCUUUUUUUCUUUUCUUAAAAAGCAAUUCCCUUCCAGUUGAAAUUCUUAGCAAAAAUUCAAUGCAAGCUCUAGAAGUUGUUCCUUCCUAUUUCCACAGAAGAGUCAAAAAUGACAAAUCUUUUUUUAGCUCUUGUUGGCAGUUACGUUUUUCAUUUAGUAAUACCAAGUGUUUCUGUGAGGAGAUGCCAAGUGGCUGACUAUUUUUUCCAGUCACUCCUUGCCAUAUACAUGUGCUUUAAGGAGCUCUACAUUGUAAAAGAAUUAACCUGCUAGUUUCAACCAAAGAUUCAAUUUAUUUAGAAUUCUGUCUUCAUGUUUUGACUAGGAGGUGCUCUUAAGAAAUUGCUGAUAAGUACAUGUUUUUAAAAAGGGCUGGUAAGUUGACAUUAAACAGAGUAUGAUCUCUUAUUUUUCUUUGUAGACCUUAGGAAAUACAAGCCAGGAAUAUUGAAAGAGAUGGAGAAAUGUUUGAAUAGGAUUCCAUUCUUUUACAAAUUUAUUCAAUGGAGCAAAUGCAAAUUCAUUGUGUCAUAAGAAAAAGUACAUUUAUUAAAUGCAUAGUAGUUUUAGCACUAACACAACCUCUACCCUCUCUCUGACAACUAUAUCAAAUUCAAAUUCUGAUUUGGCUAAGAUUUGAAGUACCCACUUAGAUAGGCUUACGUAGGUGUAUGGUAUUAUGCGCAAAACUAAAUAUAAUCCAGUAACUAGGAAUCCAGAUUCAGACAGAGUGAACUGUAUUCCUUACAUUGCAUAAUUUUAAAGGAACCAAUACAUUUUGCCCUCCAGUUCCUGUAGGCAAGAGAUCUGUGUGCCGUGUGGUAACAGAGCUAUAUCCCAAUUAUUGAAUCUGGGAGUUUUUAGAACUGUAUGCAAAGGAUGAACGUUGCCAUUGGAUGUGAAUAUCAUUGCGUAGACAUUUGACACGAGUAAGACCUAGAAAAAGAGAAGAGUUUAAAAGGCAUCUCCGUGCAUUUUUCAGGACCAGGAGAGCUAGAGACUCAGUAAUUCUGAUUUUAGGAACCAUGUUCCUAGCCUGAUGCGCUUGGUUGGUAAAUCCAAUAAUCUUCUCCUGAAUCUUCAAAAAAUAAGAAGGAUUUUGCUCUUGGUAACAGCAGCCAAACUGCUGUCCUAAUGAACAUCAACCCAAAGUCAAGUGGUUUUGGUACGUGUUUCGUCCCCCCAGUACCCAAGAACAUAAUUAGCAUUGUUGGAUUCAUUUAGGAGUUACAGUUUAAGGAAGAGGGAAAGGAGGGUUAUCUCUGUGAGGUUUGGCAACCACUCCCCAUAUUUUUGAAGAUGGAGAGAACCUGGUUAUUUUUUUCUUCUGAUAGAUAUUUUUCUGAUACACAACCUGACUUUUGUGGUAUAAUUUUGCUUAGUGCUGGUGAUACUAAGCUUCAAUUAGCACAAAACAAAAUCUGAAAAGUGUAUGAAGAUACUUUUGGGAUAUACUUCUUUGUAAUAUCAUUGUAAACUACGUUCUAGGGAAAACAGAUGAUUUGGGUCACUCUUGAAUAUUGUUUCAGAAUUCCAAAAAUCUUGCCCCGGGGUUUUUUAUUGGAUUGUAUUUGACUAUUUAAUAUUUAUAUAUUUUUUUUCCUUUCUACGGUUUGUGGUUUGUACAUGAAGCAAUUUUUUAAAAGAUCAUUUUUAUCUUAUACACUACAUAGGCUCUGGGAGAGCUGAAAAUUAUUGCAGCAAUAACUGAAUAUACAACCUUUUUUUCCAGUUUGAAGUUUCUACUGUGAUACUUGGAAAAUUUGGACAAUUGAAUGAUAUCUUUUUCACAAAUCAUGGUUUCUGCUGGUAUUAAAAGUACUAGCUGCAAGGAUUUGCUGGAUACUGUAGAGAUUAUGUCACAAAAAGGGGUAUGCUACAUUUUGUGCAUAAAACUUCCCCCUCUAGUUUGUGGGGGGGGGGGAAGAUAGAAGGAAGAGCCAACUGCAUUUUGGACUUACACUAACCUUCCGGUUGAUGACCAGUUAUUUGCUGUGAUUCAACAACCAUUAAACAGAGGUUUUGAUGCUGAUGAGGAAUGCUGCCUUCAUGAAGAAAAGGGAUGUUCAGACCUUUCCUUCAUCUGCAUGUUGAGCUCUUGGCUGAGAAUGUGACUUUUGCCAUAGGUCAGUCGCACAAUUGUGGGCAUUCCGAAGACUUUUCUGACUUACCCCCCCCCCUCCAGUUUAAAUUAUUUCUGAAAUAUUUUUCUCACGUAUUUACAAAUCUUUUUCGUUCAUGGGUAUAUAUGUAUGUAUGUGUAGCUGACUUCCUGUUUUUGUACAUCCCUCCGAGGGUAUACGUACAUAGGUUGCAAUAUUUUAAUGUUAGAUUUGAAUAAACUGGUUUUGUAAUA
Messenger RNA from Crotalus tigris (Tiger rattlesnake), 6485 nucleotides. It is a transcript of the gene MYNN, whose product is annotated as myoneurin. Gene Ontology annotation, biological process: regulation of transcription by RNA polymerase II. The transcript has 9 exons. Gene Ontology annotation, cellular component: nucleus. Lineage: Eukaryota; Metazoa; Chordata; Lepidosauria; Squamata; Viperidae. Gene Ontology annotation, molecular function: DNA-binding transcription factor activity, RNA polymerase II-specific; protein binding; RNA polymerase II cis-regulatory region sequence-specific DNA binding. The record is from RefSeq and is a predicted model, not a curated record. Bases 899 to 2776 code for a protein of 625 amino acids.